Anoplopoma fimbria (sablefish) is the source of this 3138-nucleotide messenger RNA. It is a transcript of the gene fzd9b, whose product is annotated as frizzled class receptor 9b. Gene Ontology annotation, biological process: canonical Wnt signaling pathway; non-canonical Wnt signaling pathway. The record is from RefSeq and is a predicted model, not a curated record. Bases 506 to 2257 code for a protein of 583 amino acids. NCBI's taxonomy places the organism in Eukaryota, Metazoa, Chordata, Actinopteri, Perciformes, Anoplopomatidae. Gene Ontology annotation, molecular function: Wnt-protein binding; Wnt receptor activity. The transcript has a single exon. Gene Ontology annotation, cellular component: plasma membrane.
UGAAAGCGAGGGGGACGAAGAGCUGCGAGCCGACAGACAGAAACACAGAAACACAGACAGACGGACACAGUCGCCGCUAUUCAGCCUUUUUUUGGAGCCCGCAACAAACGGCGCAAACGUCCCGCUUUGAUAAAUGCUUUUUUUGGGUUGUUUUUUUUGGAGGAUUUACGCACAGCUCUCUGUGGUUGAUUUAGAUGAUUUUUCCUCCAUUGUUUGUCGAAGUUUCCCGACUGUCACGUCUUAAAUACGGACCUUAAUCUCGACUGGCUGUGUGGGGUUUUAAUUCAACACUAAAUAAUUGAACAUUUUGCUACUUAAGAGCGCUUUUUGGAGUCGGGCUUUUUCUUCUCUUUCUGGCGGUGGAGGCAACAUUUGGACCUGCCUUCGCCAUGGGGAAAUAGCGGAGGGAUCUCUCUCUCUCUCUCUGUAAGCGAGUGUGUGAGUGUGUGUUUUUUUUUUUUUAAAUCUUUCAUGAUCAUCAUCAGUUUUUUCUGGGACAGAAACAAUGGUUAUGGACGGGUGUCCGCUGAAGGUGGGGAUCUUUCUGUGGUGCCUGCUGGUGAUUUCGGGCUCCAGCUUCGAGAUAGGCUCCUACGACCUGGAGCGAGGCAGACCGGCCAAGUGUGAGCCCAUCGUGAUCCCCAUGUGCGAGGGGAUCGGCUACAACCUGACCCGGAUGCCCAACUUCAUGGACCACGACGACCAGAGGGAGGCCGCCAUCAAGCUGAACGAGUUUGCUCCUCUGGUGGCUUAUGGCUGCGACGUGCACCUCCGCUUCUUCCUCUGCUCCCUCUACGCCCCCAUGUGCACGGACAAAGUGUCCACCUCCAUCCCCGCCUGCAGACCCAUGUGCGAGCAGGCCAGGGAGAGGUGUGCCCCCAUCAUGAAGAAGUUCAGCUACACCUGGCCGGACUCGCUGGACUGCUCCAAGCUGCCCACCAGAAACGACCCCAACGCCCUGUGCAUGGAGGCCCCCGAGAACGAAACCAGGACGGAGGGGAAGAAGGGCGAGGGUAUGCUUCCUGUGCCCCCUCGCCCCAGGCAGCCGGGCGGCGGGCGCUCUCAGGGCGGCGUGGGUUCCUGCGAGAACCCGGACAAGUUCCAGUUCGUGGAGAAGAGCCAGUCGUGUGCCCCGCGCUGCUCCCCCGCCGUGGACGUCUUCUGGUCCAGGCAGGACAAGGACUUCGCCUUCAUUUGGAUGACGGUGUGGUCCAUCCUCUGCUUCGUCUCCACCGCUUUCACCGUCCUCACCUUCCUCCUGGAGCCCCAUCGCUUCCAGUACCCGGAGCGCCCCAUCAUCUUCCUCUCCAUGUGCUACAACGUCUACUCCGUGGCCUUCAUCAUCCGCUCGGUGGCCGGCGCUGAGAACAUCGCCUGCGACCGGGAGCACGGGGAGCUGUACAUCAUCCAGGAAGGGCUGGAGUCCACCGGCUGCACCAUCGUCUUCCUCAUCCUCUACUACUUCGGCAUGGCCUCGUCCAUCUGGUGGGUCAUCCUCACCCUCACCUGGUUCCUGGCUGCGGGGAAGAAGUGGGGCCACGAGGCCAUCGAAGCCCACAGCAACUACUUCCACAUGGCUGCGUGGGGCAUCCCAGCUCUGAAGACCAUCAUCAUCCUCACCAUGAGGAAGGUGGCUGGAGACGAGCUGACGGGACUCUGCUACGUGGGGAGCAUGGACCCCGGGGCGCUCACGGGCUUCGUCCUCAUCCCCCUGUCCUGCUACCUGAUCAUCGGCACCUCCUUCAUCCUCACGGGCUUCGUGGCUCUCUUCCACAUCCGUAAAGUGAUGAAGACGGAGGGCACCAACACGGAGAAGCUGGAGAAGCUCAUGGUGAAGAUCGGCAUCUACUCCAUCCUCUACACGGUGCCGGCCACCUGCGUCAUAGUCUGCUACUUCUACGAGAGGCUGAACAUGGACUACUGGAAGCUGAGGGGCUUGCAGAUGAAGUGCGGGUCGUUCAACGGUCCGAGCGGCGACUGCUCGCUGCAGACGUCGGUGCCCACGGUGGCCGUGUUCAUGCUGAAGAUCUUCAUGUCGCUGGUGGUGGGCAUCACCAGCGGCGUGUGGGUGUGGAGCUCUAAGACGCUGCAGACCUGGCAGGGACUCUGCAGCCGGAAGCUGACGGACAGGACUAGAAGUAGGAAACCCUGCAGCGGGGUCAGCUGUGGAGGCACACACUGCCACUACAAAUCUCCUGCUGUGGUUCUGCACAUGGCCAAGACUGACCUGCACUCGGACAACCCCACACAUGUCUGAGAGGGAGCAUGACACACACACACACACACACACACACACACACUGCCAAAUGCAACCACAUACACACACACACACACACACACACACACACACACACACACACACACACACACACACACACACACACGCCUAUUCCCUGAAUAAGGAGCUGCUAAAGACUUUGUAAGAAGAUGAGUGGUUGAAUUGAACUGUUCGUUGCUGCUCUGCUGCUGCUGCUGCUGCUGCCGAGAGACAGGGACACACACAGGCCUCACUAUGAGAAAACUAAUCUAUCAACAGUAUUCAAUGCAUAAAGGGAAAUGUUCAGUAUUGUUACGCAUAUUGUUUCAUAGUGUUCUGUGCAGUAGACAUGCCCAGUGUUUCAAAGCAAAAACAAAAAAUGGGAGAGUUAUGGGAGAGGUAUGUUGGGAAAUAUUCUCCUCCCCCCAAAAGUGGCAUGAUUAACUGUAUAAAUGUGUAUAAAUGUUUUAUUUAUUGUAAAUAUAUUUAAUAUAAAGUUGGCUCUACUCAGAUUUGUUGUUUAGAUGCAUUUAUUAAAGGUAAAGGGAAGUGAAGUGCCUUUUUUAAGAACUCUGGUUCUGGCCUUUUUGGAGGAUAAUAAAUUUGUGGAAUUCAUGUUCAACUUCCUCGCUGCGUGGUGUUAUUGUUUGUUUCUAUCUCACACUAGCUUCCAAUGAAUGUUUAACCAUUUUAACAGUCUUAAAGUGAUUCAGAUUUAAUAGUCACAAAUUAUUGCUCAUUUCAGUCUUGUUUUUCAUGAUUUCUCCUGCCAUUCUUCUCCAGGGAUUUUUUAUAUAUUUUUUUUACAGCGGGGCUCUGUGCCAAAUGUGUUGUCUUCUAAGUGCAUGAUGCUCCACAUCCCAGAGGCGUCCCCAACAAUA